Aspergillus bombycis is the source of this 1899-nucleotide messenger RNA. RefSeq lists its product as uncharacterized. The transcript has a single exon. NCBI's taxonomy places the organism in Eukaryota, Fungi, Ascomycota, Eurotiomycetes, Eurotiales, Aspergillaceae. Bases 1 to 1899 code for a protein of 632 amino acids. The record is from RefSeq and is a predicted model, not a curated record.
AUGGUUUCGCGCCAAAUUUUGGGGGUGCUUGCUCUGGUCCUCCUUUGCCUGUUUCAAUCAUGCGGAGCACUGCCUCUUGAAUCCGCACUUUCACCGCAUGCUUCUGGCCCCGAAGCUAAAUUGGAACCCCGUCGGCUUGGUUUGGGAAAGCUUGGCCAGCUUGUGAGCAAUAUCGUUGAUAGAUCGAAAAGCUCUGGCGGGAGUGUGGGGGGAGGUCACAAAAAGCCAGACCACCAUGGUGAUGACAAGAAGGAAGAGAAAAAAGAGGACCCACCAAAGGAAGAGAAGAAGGAAGAGAAGAAGGAGGAUAAGAAAGAGGAAAAGAAGGAAGAUAAAAAAGAGGGUCCGCCAAAGGAAGCAGCAAAGGAUGAGAAGAAGGAAGAGAAAAAGGAGGAUCCUCCAAAGGAUGAGAAGAAGGAGGAGAAAAAGGGGGAUCCACCAAAGGAAGCGACAAAGGAUGGCAAGAAUGAAGACAAGCCUGGAUCUGGAGGUUCACCCCAGCAGCAAGAACAGCCAAAGCCGUCAGGCCAACCAACGCAAGGUCAACAGCCAGCACAAGGGCAACAGCCUAGACAGCAACCAGUAGAGCCAGCACAGGGACAAGCGGUGGCACAGGGACAAGCGGCAGCACAAGGACAACAGUCAGCGCAGGGACAACAGUCAGCGCAAGGACAACCGCCAACACAGGGACAACCGCCAACGCAGGGACAACCGCCAACACAGGGACAACCGCCAGCACAACAACCAGCAGAGCCUGCACAGGGACAAGCGGCAGCACAAGGACAAGCGGCAGCACAAGGACAAGCGGCACCACAGGGACAGCAACUAGCGCAGGGACAACAGUCAGCGCAGGGACAACCACAAGUACAAGGACAACAACUAGCGCAGGGACAACCGCAAGCACUAGGACAACAGCCUGGGCAAGACUUCGCACAGCCGCAAUCACCAACGCAAUCGUUUUUUGGACAACAAUCAGCGGCACAGUCAGCACAACAAGUCCAUGUAGAUAAUACCCCUACUCGGGGAGACAUAUAUGGCUCGGCUGCUAUGGGAGCUGCCAUUGGAACUAUUCCUGGCGCUGUCAGCGCCUCAGUACUUAAAGACCAGAAUGAACAAAAUAGGGAGCAAACUGCCCGUGAAGGAGAAAUGAACAGGGCACAAAAUCUCGAGCUGGCCAACAUGAAGAACGAUGCUAGCAAACCUGAUGGCGCCGCUCACCCUUCUCCCUCUGGCAACCCUACUCCCUCUGGCAACCCUACUCCCUCUGGCAACCCUGCUCCUUCUGGCAAUCCUGUCAACCCUGGAAGUAGUGGCUAUGGCGACGCUGGAAAUCCUGGCAGUACUGGUUAUGGUAACGCUGGUAAUGCUGGCAGUACUGGCUAUGGAAAUGCUGGCAACCCUGGCAGUGCUGGCUAUGGUAACGCUGGUAACGCUGGUAACGCUGGUAACGCUGGUAACGCUGGUAACGCUGGAAGUACUGGCUAUGGAAAUGCUGGCAACCCUGGCAGUGCUGGUUAUGGCAAUGUUGGUAAUCCUGGAAGUGCUGGAUAUGGAGAUACCAGUGCAGCAGCAGGCACUACUGGUGCUGCUGGUACCGUUAGCAAUGCCGGCUCUCCCGGGAAUACUGCCAAUGCUGGCGCUUCUGGCAAUGUUGGAAGCACUGGGUAUGGAUAUGCUAGUGCAGGCGGCACUUUUGGUGCUGCUGGUACCGUUAGUAAUGCCGGUUCUGCCGGAAAUACUGCUAAUGCUGGCGCUGCCGGCAAUGCUGCUUAUUCUUCCAGUGUUGCUCAGAAGCGAGGACUUCCGGAACUGGAUCAGGCAGCUCCUCGAGAAACCCAAGAGAUCGAUGAUUCUUGUAAUAAGGACAUUAAUAAUCGUCCCUAUUCGGCCCAGCACUAA